This is a messenger RNA of Phaeodactylum tricornutum CCAP 1055/1, 2586 nucleotides long. RefSeq lists its product with no specific name. The coding region runs from base 1 to 1854 and encodes 617 amino acids. NCBI's taxonomy places the organism in Eukaryota, Bacillariophyta, Bacillariophyceae, Surirellales, Neidiaceae. The record is from RefSeq and is a predicted model, not a curated record. Gene Ontology annotation, biological process: activation of GTPase activity. Gene Ontology annotation, molecular function: GTPase activator activity. The transcript has a single exon.
AUGAUGCACGCCAGCAGCAGUAGCAGCAUUGCUCCUGUCGAAUCCCGCGCGGCUCGUUGGCGACAGCAGUUGAGAAUCCGGCCCCAGCCGCAUACCAACGUAGUUAGGUCAUCAUUCGCACAACUCGUUGCCCAAUUCCCCUACCCCUCCUACGACGACAACGACGGCGACCCCACCGCCAACAAAGCUUCGCCCAACGCGACCGCAUCGAAGGUUUCAGAGUUGGCACACGGUGGCGUAGUACCAGAUCUGGAUCCGCUCACGGCGUUGGUCCGGGAAACAUCGGAACAACAACAACGUCUGGAGUCGUUGGAAUUAAAGUAUCGCAAGGAAAAGGCGUUGCGCAAUCGAGCCGGAAAAGGUGGGGCUAGCGAUCAAGGACGGACUUUAGUCGAAUCGGAAGACUAUGAUGAAAAUGCUGUCACCUUGCAAAUGAUUGACAAGGACCUGGCGAGAUUGCCGCCCCCAAAAGGCUCCGGACAAAAUGGAUCCCAAAAUCUUGCUGGUGUUGUUGUUUCGAAGGACGAGGAUACGGCAGGCAUACCCACCAGUAGCGGUACUAGCGAUGAGCGCAUAAAAACGUUGCGCCGUGUCUUGUACAUUUACGCCUGUGCUCAUGCCGAGGCAAUUGGCUAUCGACAAGGCAUGCACGAAAUUGCUUCCUACAUUUUGUUCGCUUUGGAGUUGGACCAGCAAGCAGAGGAGAGUCUCGUUGCCGUCGCCACCAGCCAAGAGCAAAUUGCUUCCGAUGCGUACGAACUACUCGAAACUAUUUUAACAUCGAUUGAGUGCGUCUACGACGCAACGCCUCUACCGGGUCAACACGAAAAACCACUCGAAGCCAGCGCCCGACGUGUACUGCAAGGCGUGCAAACGUACGAUGCUGCCCUGGCGUUACGUCUGUCUCAAUUAGGCGUACCUCCUCAGUUGUAUCUGACCAAAUGGAUGCGAUUGAUGUACAGUCGCGAAGUCACGGAUGUUUUGUCUCUGUGGGAUGAACUUUUUGCUUACGUAGGCGAAGGCAGCACGCUGGUGACCGUUUUGGAAGCCGUGGCUGUGGGUCGUUUGUUGUCAUGGCGUGAUCGUAUUUGCACCGAUCCAGAUGCGUUACACUUUCUCAUGAAUUUGCCCAUCGAGACAAACGUGCAACGGUGGCUGGAUUUAUCUCGAAAGGUUAUUCAUAAACAAGGCAUACCGUUGCCACCCAUCAAGGCCACGACACCGGUCGCGCCAGCUACAUCAAUACCCGCGUACGCCGUGCCGCACUCCGCGCCAACCGGGAGCGUCAAUAGUAAUUGGAGCCAGCCCAAUGCUUCUCUGAUGUCGACCCCCCAACGAACGUUUCCGUCAGAGGCUGGCAACGAAUCGGGAGUCUUUUCCGUGGGUCGCUUUUCUUUAUCAGCGGUGAAGGAAAAGUUUGAACAGGCGAAACACACGACGCAGUCGUUGAGCAAACGCUUGUACGACGAAUGGGAGCAGCAACAACAUCACCGCGCCACGGAUGCUUUCGAACGCCCUUACUCCGACGCCUUUCCGGACAGUGAGCACGACACUCCAACAGCGAUCAAUGACCCACUGACUCAAGUUCCCUACCGCAACGACGACACGGCGGUUCCCGCCAAUGUGUACAACGGUCAGUCGACGCCGCAACGGCAAUCACAAGCUUCCCCACCUACUUUGGAAUCGCAGUGGGCUAGCCGUGUGCAAUCCGACGUACACGUGUUGCAGAACUAUUGCAUGACCAUGGAACGGAGUCAAGCGCACGUCCCGGGCACCGUGUGGGAAGCCUUGGCCGACUUGGAAAUGCUGCGACAGGAUCUGUCACGUCGAGCAGCCGGGACCAGGCGAACGUGAGCGCGAGCGAAAACCUCACGGUCUCCUGUAUGGGUUGGUCGGCGGAGCCGGGCCGGCGAUAAGGCCGCCAGUGACGCAGUCAUUGCUAUUUUGGGAUGGUCUACAACAGAGGGCGGACUGGAAAAAGUGCGUGCCUUGAAGAGGGGGUCGUACCGGAGAGCCAUGGUGUGGUGCUUGGAGGGUGUGUUUCGUUGGCAGCGACUAUACCGGUGCCGAGCCGGAAAGGGAAUGGUAAGAGUGAUUGUGGUAGUAGUCGAGAAAACGUAAUGAUUGCGAUGGAGAGCUGUUUGCCACCUUCUUUGUGAACGCCAAGGGAUUGCUGACAGUGAGAUGCUGAUUGUACCGUACAGGCGCUUCCCGAACUAACUCCAGGGCGAAGCCUACUACGUAUGUUCCACUGGAAACGAGACCAAAAUUAUGGAACGAUGUUCUGGUCGAGCAUUGAUCAAUGAGUUCCCUUGUUGUGAUUAGGGGAAGUUUGGAGGAGAGGAAACAAAAUACGAUUAUUGUGGACGCGCCGUCACCCUCGAGAAUUGGACGGAUGAUCCGUUCGUGGAUCACGAAGUGUGCGUCUCGGUCCAACAAUCGAUGUGCCACAGAUACAAAUGUACCAACGAACAACGUUCCCGUGGGGAAGAAGAAAUCGAUGGAGCGCCCUGUUGCCUACGGUUUCCGUACCAGCUACUGUAGUAUGAAUGCAAUUCCGUAAAGUAGAAUGCUGCUCACAAGUCC